Molecule: messenger RNA, 1136 nt
Organism: Aricia agestis (brown argus)
Lineage: Eukaryota; Metazoa; Arthropoda; Insecta; Lepidoptera; Lycaenidae
Gene: Sbds
Product: ribosome maturation protein SBDS
Exons: 2
Coding region: 188-943 (251 amino acids)
Biological process (GO): ribosome biogenesis; cytosolic ribosome assembly
Source: RefSeq, a predicted model, not a curated record
GGUUUUGCAAUGUGUUUUUUGUUGAAAUUCUUCCUUAUUCCUCAGGAUAAAUAAAUACCUACAUUGUAGGAGUUCGAACAAUAUAUACACAAUCAUAUUAUAAAAGAAAAAUAUCAUUUUACAUGAGACAGACUCCCGAAUUUUGCUUUUGAAUAGGAUUGUGCGCAGCUAGAAAUAAUUGACCAAAAUGUCCAAAAUUUUUACUCCUGUGAACCAAAUUCGUCUGACGAAUGUAGCUAUUGUAAGGUUAAAAAAAGGAGGAAAGAGAUUUGAAAUAGCUUGUUAUAGAAAUAAAGUGGUGUCUUGGAGAAACAAGUUGGAAAAGGAUAUAGAUGAGGUGCUACAAACACAUACAGUCUUUGUAAAUGUAUCAAAAGGCCAAGUUGCAAAGAAAGAAGAUUUAAUAAAAGUGUUUGGUAAAGAUGAUCAAACUGAAAUAUGCAAAUUAAUUUUAGACAAGGGAGAACUUCAGGUAUCAGACAAAGAACGGCAUUCACAAAUCGACUCUUUAUUCAAGGACAUUGCCACCACAGUUUCCGAUAAAUGUGUUAACCCGGAGACUAAGAGACCCUACCCGGUAUCAAUCAUAGAAAAAGCUAUGAAGGAUGUACACUUCUCUGUAAAUGUAAAUAAGAGUGCUAAACAGCAAUCGCUUGAAGUUAUCCAAUUAAUUAAAAAGGAAAUUCCUCUGGAAAGAGCACAAAUGAGAGUCAGAAUUCUAUUGAAUGGCAAAGAGGCUCGGAAGGUGCGGGAUAAAGUGGUGAAAUUUGCAACCAAUAUUGAAGAAGAAAACUGGGAAGCUGGCACUGCAAAUUUAAUAUGCCUGAUUGAUCCAGGAAGUUUUAGAAACCUUGAUGACAUUAUAAGAACAGAUACAAAGGGUAGUGGACAAUUUGAACUUCUCAACCUCAAAGAGAUGGUUGAAGGAGAACAGGAAUUAUAAAGUCCACAUACAAAGAAAAGAAGUAAAAAAUAUUUUUUUAUACCCAAGAUUUUUUGGUUAACAAGAGUCAGAAUUUGAGAAAAACCUUUAUUUAUUAAUAAACUAAGACUUAAAUAUUGUACUGGUUGUAUUAUGUUUAUGCUGUUGUGUUGAUUUUUACUGUUUUGGAAUAAAUGACAUAUUAAUUGAGAAA